UUUGGGGACAUAUAUAAUGUCGUGUUUUCUCUGUUGCUAUCGCCAGCUGUGGCGCUUCAGAAGAAGUCGAUGUCUGAGUCCGGAGCCACUGAGAAGUCGGAAAAACGGCGUCGUAUGAACGCCGAGCGGUCUGCGUACUUUGCUAGGAGAGAAGCUGCUAAGGUCUUGCGAGUCGUUCUGCUAGGGGACGCUCGGCGCCAAGCCGUCGGCUCUAUCAAGUCGCUGGUCUAUAGUCCUUCUGUAAAGAACAAGAAGGGAACCUUCGCUCUGGUCUGUCAAACCCUCAAGCAUCUUUUAAUUAUCAAGGAGGUGUUAGAGGCUGCUAGUGUACUUAAUAGCAAAUGGAAGAAGCAAGAGGAAUUAAUCUAUGUCAUCACGUACGAUAUUCUUUUUGGGCAGGCAGUUUUAUCAACUGGUGAUGCGGAGAAGUUUCUAUGGGGUCGAAGAGAUGCUUUGAAGUCAGCUCUUGCAUCCCUUUUGAAGAGGAAGCAAGUGAAGAGUGUCCAAGAGUUGGUAUCUCUCUAUGAAACUCCUGGUGUUUCGAAACCGCGUUAUGUACGUGUAAAUACUCUGAAAGUAGAUGUAGAAUCCGCCGUUCUUGAAUUGGAAAAGCAAUAUAUGGUGCAAAAGGAUGAUUUGGUUCCUGACUUAUUGGUUCUUCCACCGGGUAGUGAUUUGCAUGAUCAUCAUUUAGUCAUGAAUGGAAGUAUCUUUAUGCAAGGCAAGGCAAGUUCUAUGGUGGCAGCAGCCCUUAGUCCCAAACCAGGAUGGGAGGUUCUUGAUGCAUGUUCAGCUCCUGGGAACAAAACUGUUCAACUUGCCGCUAUCAUGAGAGGAAAGGGAAAAAUUUUAGCUUGUGAGCUGAAUAAAGAAAGGGUUAAACGUUUAAAAGAUACUAUCAGACUCUCUGGUGCCUCUAAUAUACAAGUUUUGCAUGGAGAUUUUUUAAAAUUAAGCUCAGUUGACCCUUCAUAUUCCAAGGUCCGAGCUAUUCUAUUAGAUCCUUCAUGUUCUGGAUCUGGGACUGCUUCUGUGAGAUUAGACCAUUUGCUUCCAUCUUAUGCUUCAGGUCAUUCAGCCAAUGCUGCUGAUGAAGAAAGAUUGAAGAAGCUUGCAGCUUUCCAGAGAAAGGCUCUAGAACAUGCUUUGUCUUUUCCAGGAGUACAGAGGAUAGUCUACAGCACCUGCUCCGUACACCAAAUCGAGAACGAGGACGUGGUCCAAUCGGUUUUACCUCUCGCUGCAUCCUAUGGGUUUCACUUGGAAACUCCAUUCCCCCAGUGGCAACGCCGUGGUCUUCCAGUUUUUGAUGGCUCUGAAAAUUUGCUGCGCACCGAUCCGGUUGAGGACAAAGAAGGAUUCUUUAUUGCUCUAUUUGUCCGGAAGAUCUCAGACACUAUCCAAGACAGCGUAAUCGCCACCAAGAAACAGUUUAUGGUUCGCCCUUCCCCUUCUAAAUUGUUUAAAUUUUGGUUAAAAGUGAAGCCAAAUUGGGGGAAAAGAUUGUCUUCGAGACGCAAGAGAUGUAAGACAGUAAAGUAGUUUUCUUUUUCUUUUUUAAUUUAUAAUAAAAUCUCUAAUUAUUUUUUUUUA
Ziziphus jujuba (common jujube) is the source of this 1593-nucleotide messenger RNA. Its product is annotated as 25S rRNA (cytosine-C(5))-methyltransferase NSUN5. The transcript is spliced from 13 exons. Gene Ontology annotation, cellular component: nucleolus. The record is from RefSeq and is a predicted model, not a curated record. Lineage: Eukaryota; Viridiplantae; Streptophyta; Magnoliopsida; Rosales; Rhamnaceae. The coding region runs from base 70 to 1542 and encodes 490 amino acids. Gene Ontology annotation, molecular function: methyltransferase activity. Gene Ontology annotation, biological process: rRNA base methylation.